CUAAUUAGGUUCAAGGACACAUGUGCCACCUCUCUGUCUCUUUCCCUCUAUCUUUCUCUCUCCUUCACACUUUCUCUAGCUACCUCUCUAUACCGCUCUAUACCUCUGUGGUUUCUGCAUGGUGUUGGGGGCUGCCAAUGCUGUCGGGAAUAUCCCAGGACUAUGCUGAAAGGCCAGUGCUAUAAUUCACGGAGCUGGGAGUGCCUGGUCCGUGGUGUGAAUGAGGGAGCCAUGGCAGACCACACCCCCCCACUGGAGUCUGGCCAGCUGCUUAGCCCCGAGCUCCCACUCCUCCAGUCGCCCCCGCCCCCGGCCAUGGUCAACGGAGAGGGACCACAGCAGGUAAUCUUGGUGCAGGUAAACCCAGGUGAAGCCUUUACAAUCCAGAGAGAGGAUGGUCAGAUCCAGUGUAUCACAGGUCCUGCUCAGGUUCCCAUGAUGUCCCCAAAUGGUUCAGUGCCUCCAAUCUAUGUGCCUCCUGGAUACGUUUCACAGAUCAUCGAGGAGAAUGGUGUUCGGCGGGUGCUUGUGCUUCCCCAGCCAGAAUUCCACCACGGCGGGCACUCACCCCUGCACCACGCGCCGCCCCCGCCACCACCCCCUCACGCCCACAUGCCCGCCUUCCUGCCACACCCGCCCAUGAUGGGCCCGCCACCACCCCACCUCUACUCAGGCAUGGCAGGCGGCGCCAGCGACAUGAGACACGAGUAUAUCUCACAGUACCACCCCGCACACAUCUACUCCGAACAGGACCCCCACUCUCCCCACGGCCGCCCACAGUUUGUGCACCGCGACGAAAGGGCUAACAAAACCUACGAGCGGCUGCAGAAGAAGCUCAAGGAGCGACAGGGAGGCGAGAGAGGAGGAGGAGGAGGAGGCGGCGGAGGCGGAGGACCCAACAAGGACAGCCCUCCGUCCUCUCCGCAGAAGACCCGCGGGACUCCGCUGGUCUCGGACGUCCACAACGGCUUGGGCGGCAAGGGGCCGGAGCAGGAGCUGAGCCCCAGCGGCUCCCCCGGUUCACCCAGUCGCUCGGCCGCCAGCGGACGGGAGAGGAUCAUGGAGCCCGGAGAGUUGGAUGAAGAGGCACAGGCACUGCAAGCGAGGCUAAACAACAUUAGCAAGCCAGUGGUGGUGGAGAUCCACGCGCGUGGCGUGUCUCUGAGUUGGAGUGCCCCUCCCAGGCCAGAUGCCGAUGCCGAUGCCGAGGCCGAGGCCGGAGGCGGGGGCGCAGGGGACAGGGCGGCAGAGGGAGAGACGGAGGCAGAGGGCGAGGGUGAGGAAGCACGGGAGGAAGAGGAGGCCGAUCAGACACCUCCAGACCCCCCCUUCACCUAUGAGGUGUCCGUCUCCUACAGUGGCAAAGACGGCAGAUACAAGAGUGCAUUCAGUGGUAAGGAUCUGAGCACGACCAUCGAAGACCUUAGACCAGCAACAGACUACCACGUCAGGGUCCAGGCCAUGUGUAAGUGUUUACAAGGCUCUCCCUCAGAAGCGGUGAGUUUCACCACUCUCAGCUGUGAGCCUGAUGCCCCCAGCCCACCCAAGAAGACCAAUGGCACCAAGAACUCCCUCAGCCUGCAGUGGAAGGCUCCUUGCGACAACGGCUCCAAGAUCCAGAACUACAUCCUGCAGUGGGACGAGGGAAAGGGCACAGGGAUCUUUGAGCAGUGUUACUACGGCCCGCAGAAGCAGUACCGAGUCACCAAGCUCUCGCCAGCGUCCCGAUACGCCUUCCGCCUGGCGGCCAAGAACGACAUGGGGGUCAGUGAGUUCAGCGAGGCGGUGGAGCUGAUGACGUCGUGUGGGGUGCCAGCGCCCCCAGUCAGCCCUGAGCUUGUGCAGGCCGGGGUCACGUGGCUGUGCCUGCAGUGGCAGCGGCCCCAGGGCUCACCCCGCGAGGACGAAAUCGGCUACGUGCUCGAGAUGGAGGAGCAGGGAUCGGGCUAUGGUUUCCAGCCGAGUUACGACGGUGACGAGCUCUCUUGCACAGUCAGGAACCUCCACAGGAGCACCACCUACAAGUUCCGCGUGGCGGCCUACAACACUGAGGGCAAGAGCAACCCCAGCCCUGUGAUGGAGGUCAUCACCUCCCCAGACCGACCGGGCUGUCCGCCCCGGCCCUCGCUCAGGGGCAAGGCCAACCCCACCAGCUUCCGCCUGACAUGGGAUGCCCCCAAAGAUAACGGAGGUUCAGACAUCACAAAGUACACAGUGGAGAUGUCAGAAGGUCUGACAGGUUCGACAUGGGAAGAGGUGUACAGUGGCUCUGCGAUGGAGUGUGUGUGUGACUGUCUAAAGCCAGGCUGCUCCUAUCAGGCCAGAGUGUCCUGUGAGAGUGAGGGAGGCCAGAGCACGCUGUCGGAGCCCCUGCAGGUACAGACUCCAGCCGUCCCCCCUGGUCCAUGUCAGCCCCCCAGAGUGGCGGGUCGACCCAAAGCACGAGAGCUGCAGCUGCGCUGGAGCCCUCCCCAGGUGGAUGGUGGCAGUGCGGUGUGUGGCUACAGUGUGGAGGUGUGUGCAGCCCAGUCGGAGGAGGGCCGGGAGGUGUACCAGGGCUCUGAGCUGGACUGCACCGUUAGCAGCCUGCUGCCCGGGCGCACCUACAGCUUCAGGGUCCGAGCGGCCAACAAAGCAGGGUACGGUCCCUUCUCGGAGCGGUCAGACGCCACCACAGGCCCGGGGGCCCCAGAGCAGUGCCGAGCGCCCCACGUCACCUGCAGAUCCCCGUCCUGUGCUGUGGUCAGCUGGGAGGCUCCCCCCAGCAACGGUGCUCCAGUAACAGAGUUCCGCCUGGAGUGGGGUGCAGCUGAGGGAAGUAUGCAGGUGUGCUACUCAGGACCAGCUCUCAGCCAUGAAAUGAAGGGCCUCCUACCUGCCACCAACUACUUCUGCCGAGUGCAGGCAUUGAAUGUGGCGGGAGCGGGCCCUUUCAGCGAGGUGGUGUUGUGCCAGACGCCCUGCUCUGUGCCGGCGGCAGUCAGCGUGGUCCACGCCCUGCGGGAGAGCGAGAUGGUGGUGGAGCAGCCAGCCAGGCAGCGCCGGUAUCAGCGAGGAUGACGAGGAGACGACGAUGAAGACGAGGAUGACGAAGAGGAGUCCCCUACGUGCCUCCCUCCCCACCUGGAAACUUGGUGGGGAGUAUGCCACAGUCACUCACGGAGCCCGUAGAUCACCUCCUCCUACCUGAUCGACCUUGGGGAGAGGCAGCCAGUCCUCACCGGGGCCGUCACCAGAUACAUCCUCCAGAACCUGCAGCCAGACACCACCUACAGGUACACUCCUAAAGUGGAGCGUGUGGGCGACCAAUCCUGUGAGAUCAGCUGGGAGGCGCUGUCGCCCAUGAAGGGAGACCCCAUCAGCUACACCCUGCAGAGCAUGCUGGGAAACUCUGAGUUCAAACAGGUGUAUAAGGGCAGCUCGUCCUCGUACAUGCUGUCGGGGCUUCAGGCCACCAGCGAGUACCGUUUCCGCGCCUGCGCCCACCGUCUGUGCCAGGACGCGCCCGAGCUGGCCGGCCCCUACAGUCCCACCGUCUUCCUGCCGCCCCAGCGGCCGCCCCCGGAGGCGGGCACGGCGGCGGGCACCCGGGGGGCAGCGGAGUCGCGGCGGCCCAAGCGUAGCCUGACGGACGAGCAGCUGACGCUUAUCUUCAUCCUGCUCUUCGGCGUCAGCGGCAUCCUCAUCGCCUUCGUCAUCCAGUACUUUGUCAUCAAGUGAAAGACUGGCCCACGGAGAAGUGAAGGAUUGUGCUAAAGAGGAAAACAAAAACCACAGAUACACCCCUACAUAAAUAUAUACAUGUAUACAUACAAACCCCUCCCCAUGUAUACAUACAAACAAUCCCUGCAAACCCCCUCCCCAAUCCGACAUGGUCUGUACGGCUUUGUUUUUUUUUUUUUUUUUUUUUUUUUUUAUUUCUCUUUAUUUCUCUAUUGCUUUACUGUUAUCGUUAUAUUCAUUGACUUUCCUUUUUUAUUUUUUAUUUAUUUUUUUGUCUUAUUUUACAUCAUGGGAUUCAGUCAUCCACAAUGGAAAGGAGGUCUCUCUCUUUUCUUGUGUCUCUCGCUUUCUCAUCUAUCUAUCCCUCCCUCCAUCUCUCCCUUCACCCUCCCUUGUCACUUUUCUCUCUCUCACACUGUCGAAGGAGCUCUAUUGGUUCAGUAGGGCUGUGUGUUGUGUGUGGGGGGUAAGAGCAGUUCAGAGAAUGACUGUCUGCUCCAGAAUCUCAUCUCCUCCAUCUCAUCUCCUCAUUCAUUCACCUAACUACGUAUAUUUCAGUCACGUAUAUAUCCAUAUAUGUGCAGAUGUAAGCAUCUUGUUAUUUAUAUAUAUAUGUAUUUUUUAGCUCCGGUAUGGGAAAUUCUGAUUGGUCAACCGGUUUUGUAGGCCUGGCCCACUGGCCUUGGCUGCCCCUUUCUCGAGAAAGCGUUUGUGGGGUUAUUUUUUUUUCGUAUGGGACUGAGACAGAAGGGACUGUGGGCACUGUGCUGGCAGACUCUCGGAGCGCUCAUCUCCGAGGCACAUGCGCGAGACAGCCACCCCAUACGACGGAAAAAAAAGAAGCCGCGGGGUUGCCCGACGGCCCCCAGAAGGACUUGUGAACCCCCCACCUCCCUUUUCCCUUUCUUCCUCCCCCACGUCAUGACCCCCAAAUGUUGGGAGAGGAGUUCACAAACAGGAAGGAACCCGUAAGAGGCGCAGCAUGGCCCGUCGAGGCGUUGUAGAACGUUCAUUUAGCACUUUCCGACCUUUUUGAUGUUCCGAAUGUGUAAGGAUGCAAAAAUGACUAGAUAAAUGUUUAGUAUAUUUUUGUACAGUGAAGAAACACGGAGGGCCGUCACUCCCAAAGUGGGAAUAACCUAUGACGGGGUUUAGUGGGGAUAGACAAAACAAACAAACAAACAAACAAUAAAACAAUAAAAAAAAUCAAAAAUGAGAACCAAUCUAACAAGAAAAGAGAACUUUAGAAGAGUUAUUUUUUAAUAUCAAGUAGUUACUGUAGCUUGUUUUUACAGUUAUACAACUGCUGCUUUGCUCCAAAACAUUUGCUCAGCUCAAGGAAGAGAAAAAAAGAAUAUGAAAAAAAAAAAGUACGCUUUCCGGAAACUCCUCUUUGGUAUCUGCACCUUAGUGAAGGGAUGUGAGAUGAAACUUGACUGAAUGCAUCACCAGCUUGUGAUGCGAUAGCUGGAACUGCUCUCAGAUGGAUUGUGCAAAGUCCUAUUUCUGUCUUGGGUGUUUUAAAAAUUGUAGUUCUAUUGAAUAUAUUAAAGUCUUUGAAACUGGUAUAUGAAACUGUUAUAAUUAAAAGAAGAAGACAAAUCUAAAUGACUUCAGGAGCUCGCUGAUUAAAUUCAAAUCAACUAGCAUUUUUGGUUAAGUUUUCAUUUAUUAUUUUUAACUUUAGUUUAAACUGAUUAUGUUAAUUUUACUUUUUUUUAGCUAUAUUAAUUUUGAUGUACUGUACAAGAUAAUUACAAGAGUAUCUAAUUAUAGAAUUUAAUAUUCAUUUUGUGAAAUCCUUUGGUCCCCCUGUUGGUUGGCAUAGGGUGGUGUGGGUGGGGUGAGUUCGGAGAGGGAUAGGGCUAUGCAUUUGAGGUUUAUUUUUUUAUAUCGGAAGAUAAUUUAAGUUAAUUCUGUCCAGAGAAAGAAAAUCGUUAAAAAAAAAGAAAAAAAAUGUGUUGUGCAGAAAUGCAAAUCAGAAAGACAGCAGUGAAACCAUGUGCUCGUUCGUCAUGUAAUUCCUGUGAAAUCUAACACUUGCCUUUUCUCUGUGUUUAAGUCUUUGUGAGUGAUUGCGAAUGCGGAAAACACAUACAGUGUAGCAGUCUGCUAGUAGGGUUUUUGUGAUGUGUUUGGUUAUGGGAACGGCCAUUGCUGUUGCAACAGUUAAAAACAAGUACAACAGAUACUUUGCAAGAAGUCUUGGAUGAUUUAAAAAAAAACAAAAGAAUUACAUGAUUUGGUCUUCUAGAUAUUCUGCAAUGUCUCAAAUUCCUAUUUUUGAUAGUGAUUUAAAAAAUGUAAUUGCAACAUAUGUGCCAUUUUAGCACCUCCCCUCACCAUGGUAGACCCCCCUACUAUUGGCUGGCGGGAGAAAGGAAGCUACAAAAAGAAAAAAAAUAUGCACAAAAAAAUGAGACCAUUUUUAUGUAAUUUUAAUGUUUGCAGUUACCUCAUACACCGUACAUUCCAAAAUGAGAGAUUUGUUAUACUCUACAUAAAACCAGACAUAUCACUUUAAACUGUUCGUUAUGAAAUAAAAGAAAUGUAUAAUCAUAAAUAUGUAUCUAAAGCGUAUCUGUAUAGCCAUGAUAUCUACAGAAGAUCCAUGCACAAUAAAAGAUUUAUAAUUCUU
Molecule: messenger RNA, 6361 nt
Organism: Alosa alosa (allis shad)
Lineage: Eukaryota; Metazoa; Chordata; Actinopteri; Clupeiformes; Clupeidae
Gene: fndc3a
Product: fibronectin type III domain containing 3A
Molecular function (GO): protein binding
Source: RefSeq, a predicted model, not a curated record